This is a messenger RNA of Moesziomyces aphidis, 846 nucleotides long. NCBI's taxonomy places the organism in Eukaryota, Fungi, Basidiomycota, Ustilaginomycetes, Ustilaginales, Ustilaginaceae. The record is from the annotation of a GenBank genome assembly.
AUGUCGGAUGAACCCGCACUGAAGCGGCCAUCCGGGCCAUCGGACAUGGCAUCGGGAUCGACGUCGACGAAGCGCUUGCGAUCCGACGCAUCUCCGGCUCCCGCUGCAGCAUCUGUGCUUGAAGCAUUCGGCUUGUUUCGCGACGAGAUUGACGACUACAACGACCGGCGCGAGCGCCUCAUCAAGACCUCGCGCGACGUCACCAGUCUCUCGAAAAAGGUCAUCUUUCUCCUCCACCGUUUCGACGUUGGCGACUUUGCCCCCGACCCAUCAUCCGCCACCCAAAAAUUGCUCGAAGAAGCCGAAUCCAAACUCAACCACAUUGUCGGCGUGCUGAAACAGGCAGCCGCGGCGGAGCAACUCGCCCUGCCAGAGCGCCACGACCGUCACGAACGAAACAUUGGCGGCGGUCUGGAAGAGUUCAUCGAAGCUCUGUCGUUCUACCACUAUCUUAAGACAACAAAGCUCAUCACGCUGCAAGAGGUUCAGGAACGCUUUCGAGAUGUACUCAAGGUUCCAAUCCAUCGAUAUCUGUUGGGCCUUUCAGACCUCACGGGCGAACUGAUGCGGUUCGCAACAAACGCUGUCGGUCAAGGUGACACUGGCAGGGUAGUGCAUCAUGUACUAGGCAUCACAAGAUGCCUCCAUGACACUCUCGACCCUUUCAUCCCCCUCGUCAACGAACUACGCAAGAAACAAGCCGUCACCAGACAGAGUCUCCAGAAAAUCGAACACAUCCUCUAUGCAAUCACCGUUCGAAAGGCAGAAUUUGCCGCAGACCCAGAGGCUCUCCAAGAGAUGUUGCGAAGAUCCCUAGAUUCCUCGGCACCACCACUUACCGACUGA